Molecule: messenger RNA, 1995 nt
Organism: Anguilla anguilla (European eel)
Lineage: Eukaryota; Metazoa; Chordata; Actinopteri; Anguilliformes; Anguillidae
Gene: cbll1
Product: Cbl proto-oncogene-like 1, E3 ubiquitin protein ligase
Exons: 6
Coding region: 76-1596 (506 amino acids)
Biological process (GO): protein ubiquitination; regulation of cell adhesion
Molecular function (GO): ubiquitin protein ligase activity
Source: RefSeq, a predicted model, not a curated record
UUCGUAGACUUCCUGAGAAAGCCGCGCCCCCUUCAAUGCAAGUUCCGCUUUCAUUGGGCACUGUAGCUCCAAAUCAUGGACCAGAGUGAUAAUGAUUUGCAGGGCACAGACGGCUCGGGAAGUUUGGGGGGUCCCGAUGUCCGUAGAAGGAUCCCUAUCAAGCUCAUCUCUAAACCGGUCAUCCGGAGUAAGCCUGUAGUUCGGCCGCAGCGAGCAAUGAACCGGCUGCCUUCCAAAUCACAGACGGGGGAUGAAGAGAACUUUGGUUACAAGCAGGAGGAGAGGUUUGAAUGCAAGUCUGGGGAUGCAUUUGGAAGUCAGCGGAGGUUUCCUCAACAGAUGUUCUGGGAUUAUAAGCUGAACUUGCUUGGAGCAAAGGACGACACUCCUGUGCAUUUCUGUGACAAGUGCGGACUGCCUAUAAAGAUUUAUGGCCGCAUGAUCCCCUGCAAGCACGUGUUCUGCUACGAGUGUGCCGUGCUUUACGAGAAGAAGUGUGACAAGAUGUGUCCUGGUGUGUCCCUGUACAGCUGCACAGACCCGGUCCAGCGCAUCGAGCAGUGCCUGCGUGGCUCCCUCUUCAUGUGCAGCAUGGUGCAGGGCUGCAAGCGCACCUACCUGUCCCAGAGAGACCUGCAGGCCCACAUCAACCACCGGCACAUGAGGGCGGGCAAACCCGCCGCCGGCCGGCCAGGCCCCGGCGGGGGCGACGCCCUGCACCUGCCCCCCACCCCCGACAUCCCCGAGCGCUUCCUGCUGCCCCCGGACAAGCACCGCCUGCCCCCGCCUCCGCACCUGCCCAAAUCGCACAUCCUGCUCCCGCCCCCGCUGCAGCACGCCGGGCACGACCCCUACGGCCAGCCGCCGCACGACGACCUGCGCCCCGCCCAGGCCCCGCCCUCGGCCUCCUCCGACCUGGGGCCGUCCCGCUCCAUCGCUCAGGAAACCUUCCGCAUCGCCACGGUGACCACGCGCAAGCACAGCAACCUCAUCACCGUGCCCAUCCAGGACGACUCCAGCAGCUCCGCCUCCCGGGAGCCCCUCCCCCAGCCGGGCCCUGGCCCCGCCCCGCCCCACCACCACCCAGGGGACUACCCCGGCCAGCCCGUCGUGUCCCACCCUCACCACAUGAUGGCGCCGCAGCAGCAUUACGGCCCACCCCCUCCCCCCCCGCCCCCCAUCAGCCACCCCAUGCAGCACCCACCCCAGGGCUCAGGGACCCCCCAUAUGGUGUACAACCAGGCCCCUCCCCCCAUGUCCUCUGCCCCGCCUCCCAUCACUCCACCCCCUGGACACAUCAUUAACCAAAUGCCCCCCUACAUGAACCACCCCCCACCUGGGCCCCCUCCCCAGCAUGGGGGCCCUCCUGUCAAUGCCCCACCGCCGCACCACUACAACCCAAAUUCCAUGCCGCAGUUCUCUGAGGACCAAGGAACGCUCAGUCCCCCGUUCAACCAACCUGGAGGACUGAGCCCUGGGAUAUGGCCAGCCCCCAGGGGGCCCCCUCCUCCCAGAAUGCAGGGCCCCCCUCCCCAGGGCCAGAUGCCUGGACCCCACCACCCUGAUCAGUCUCGGUACAGACCGUAUUACCAGUAGAGUUCCCUUCUCAGAGUGAAUGGUGUGAAACAGUGCCCUGCCGCUUACUGGAUUAAAUAAUGUACAGCAGUUUGUUUUGAGUGUUGGAUUGAUGGAGUCUUUGUGAGAAGUGCCAGGCUUCUGCCCUCUCCUUGUAAUGCGCAUAAAACUUAAGGUGAACUAUAACAUGAAAAAAAGACACCGAUUGCUUUUAGGGUUUUUUGCUCCCUUUACAGGGUAGAUUAUGGUUUAAACAUUUGGUGUUCAUUUCUAGAAGAGUCUGUUCCUCUCAGACAGGCAUUUAUCACCUUCAGUGUUAGGUUUUCUUCUGUCCUGUGCUCAGGAUAGAACUCCACACGUUUUUGUUUCCCCCCCUCCUCCUCCUCCUCAAUAAAUUUUUAAAAAGUUUCAAAAUGAAAA